Molecule: messenger RNA, 1161 nt
Organism: Leptosomus discolor (cuckoo roller)
Lineage: Eukaryota; Metazoa; Chordata; Aves; Leptosomiformes; Leptosomidae
Source: RefSeq, a predicted model, not a curated record
AUGAGCCGCUGGAUACUCCCAGAAGCGCUAAGCAUCGCCAAUCCAGCCCCCGUCCCGCCCCGGGAGCCGGCCUCCCCCCGUCCCGUCCCGUCCCGCCCCGCUCCGGCGGCUCGGCUCUGCCCAGAGCCUUACCCCCGAUCUGUAGAUGAAGAAAGAAAAAUAGAGUACAAAGCUGCUGUCAAAAUUCAGAGCUGGUUUCGCGGAUGCAGAGUCCGAGCCUAUCUGAGAUAUCUGAAUAAAAUGGUGAUUUUUAUACAGAAGUGGUGGAGAGGCUAUCGAAGCAGAAGAUACUUCAGAAAAAUGGUGCAGACAGCAUAUUUUAUUAUGAAGAUGAAUUUCUACAAUGAAAUGGCUGUCAGGAUUCAGAAAAGAUGGCGAGGCUAUUAUGUUCGGAAAUAUAUCCAUAAUUAUUAUGCACUGAAGAAAUACCUGGAAGCCAUUUCUGUGAAUAAUGAGAUUGUCAGGAGUGAACUCCAAGAGUACACAGAAAUGAAGGAAAAUGAAGAGAAAAGGAAAGACCUAGAAAAGAAAGAAAAGGAAAAGAAAUACCAAGCCCGAAAGAUGCAUUACCUCCUUAGCACUGAGCAGAUUGCAGGCAUCUACAAUUCACCAUUCAGAAAAUCCCCAGAUCCAAUGGAACUGCUGCUACGGAAGUCAAAGCCAUUGAGCCACAGACGGCAGCAAAUGAAGAGUCCCUUUGCCUAUGAGCUGUAUGACUGGCCAACUUGUAGAAGGCCUCCGGCUUUCUCCACAGCCCAGCCUCUGCCACCUAUUGGCAGACAGAAACCUCAGGGGCCUUUCCGUGAUACUGCUGAAGUAUUGCAGCAGCGCUACAAGCCUUUGGAACCAACCUUGCGGGUGGCAGCAUCAAUCAAUUCACCACUAGAGAAGGCCAGAGAGGAAAUGAAAAGGGAGGAAUGGAGAAACCGUAUACAUGUCAAUGAAUUUCUGCCGUUUUCUUCAUAUCAUAAAAAUGAGAAGUACGACCCAUCAAUUCAUAGGUCAGGCAAAUAUGUCCAAGAAACUUACGGAGUUAAACACUUCCGAGAAGUACAGCCUAAGAAGUGGGUAGCAGACAAGGACUUUCAAACUGUGUUACCAUCGAUUGUUCUCUUCGAAAAGUUUGGAAAAACAUAUUCCAGAACUGGGCAAAUUGUGUAA